Messenger RNA from Hevea brasiliensis (rubber tree), 1486 nucleotides. Its product is annotated as KH domain-containing protein At3g08620. The coding region runs from base 294 to 1139 and encodes 281 amino acids. The record is from RefSeq and is a predicted model, not a curated record. The transcript is spliced from 7 exons. NCBI's taxonomy places the organism in Eukaryota, Viridiplantae, Streptophyta, Magnoliopsida, Malpighiales, Euphorbiaceae. Gene Ontology annotation, biological process: regulation of mRNA splicing, via spliceosome. Gene Ontology annotation, cellular component: nucleus. Gene Ontology annotation, molecular function: mRNA binding.
CUUCCUUCCGUGGCCAGAUAUGAUAGUAAGAGGUGAAGGUGGUGAUGGCAUCGUACCUGUAAAAAGAAAAACAAUGGGAAAACACCAUUAAAACCCGCUGCCAUAUUUAAACCCCACCAUUACUGCACUACCAUAAAGCCCCACUCUUCCUUUGCAAUUUUGUACCAAAUUUUUUUUUUUUUUCAAUUUUCCUCUCUUUUUCUUUUCCUUUUCACUGUUUAGGGGGCAGGACUUUGCCUACCCUUCUUCUUCUUCCCUUUGUCUCUCUGUGUGUUUCUUUCAAGACCAUAUUCAUGUCUGGCUCAUACACACAGAAUUUUUCACCUGCAAGAACUCUGUCUCCACUUAUAAGAACAACCCCAGAUGUUGAUAGUGGUCAGUAUUUGACAGAGCUGCUAGAAGAGCACCACAAGCUUGUACCUUUUAGUCGAGUCCUUCCUAUAUGUAGCCGACUUUUGAAUCAAGAGAUAUUGAGGGUUUCUGGAAUGAUCCCCAACCUGGGGUUAAAUGACUUUGAUAGACUGCAACGUGGAAGCUUGAGCUCCAUGGCUUCUUCAGACAUAUUGCCAAAUAAUAGAGGAACAGGGAUCAUUGGGUGGAAUGGACUACCACAGGAGAGAUUAGGACUGCAGGGGAUGAAUAUGAACUGGCAAGCAGCACCAGCAAGCCCAAGUUCUUAUAUUGUGAAGAAAAUCUUGCGUUUGGAUAUUCCUGUUGAUAGUUAUCCAAAUUUCAAUUUUGUAGGCCGGCUUUUGGGACCUAGGGGCAAUUCGUUGAAGCGAGUGGAAGCUUCUACAGGGUGUCGGGUGUAUAUUAGAGGAAAAGGUUCAAUAAAAGACCCAGAGAAGGAAGAGUCAUUAAGGGGAAGACCAGGCUAUGAGCAUCUUAGUGAUCCUCUGCACAUUAUAAUUGAGGCUGAAUUACCUGUCAAUAUUAUUGAUAUGCAAAUGAGACAAGCACAGGAAAUCAUUGAAGAACUGCUUAAGCCUGUGGAAGAGUCACAGGAUAUCUAUAAGAGGCAACAGCUGAGAGAAUUAGCAAUGUUGAAUUCAACCUAUAGGGAAGAGAGCCCUGGACCAAGUGGGAGCCUCUCGCCUUUCACUUCAAACGGAAUGAAGCGCGCCAAAACUGGGCAAUAAUACUUCAUGAUCCAAUUUCCUCACUGGUUUUUCUAAACACUCUCUGAAUAAUAUUAUCAUUUAAUGCUUCUCAUUAUAUUUCAAUCCUGUAUAGCUACAAAGAAGUGCUUUGAAGACCUGGCUGGCUGGUAGUUUCAACCCUGGUUAUUAUUAUUUGUUGGGUAACAUAAACAUUAACAAGAGAAAGGAAAUAGAAAUUCAUUUGUUAUAACUUUUCUCCAUGUAAUUGCUUGCAGGUGUACAACUAUUAACAAUUGUUAAAUUUGUUCUGUAAUUAUCAUGAACCUUUUUCUUGAACUAGUCUGUAAUAUAUAGCAAUAGUGGGAUCAGGGACUGGUUUUGAUUGC